AUGGUUCGUCUGUUCAACGCCAUCUGCCUUCUCGGCCUCGCUGCCACCGCCGCCGCGGGCCAGUAUACUCAGUACGACCAAGAGACACAGAUGAGGGAUGCCAAAUGCGGUAAUGAUUGCUUCUUCCAAUUCUUUACCAAUAAGUGCAAUGCCGACAACCCGGCAUGCGGGUGUACUCUGCACGACAUGCGCCAGAACUAUUUCUGCUGCCUGGCAAAGAAUUGCGCGCCCCACGUCCUGCCUGACUCCAUCGAGCGCUCGUCUGCUAAUUGCAUCGCGUAUAAGCUCCCCUUUGGCCCCUUCGAUGCUGAGGCCAUCUGUGGAAUCAAGCUGCCAGCAUCGACUACGAGUGUGCCCCCCGCCCCGAAAUCUACAUCUUCCCCUGGUUCAACACCUGCUGCCAGUUCAUCUGAUUCAACACCUUCUGCCAGUUCAUCCUCGAGCGCCGUGGGAUCAUCGACAGCCGCACCAGCCUCGACGAUGGCAACAUCUUCCAACGCUCCAGCAUCAGCCACAACUGGAGGAUCCUCGGUGAACGCGACGACAUCGGCGGGCGCGGCUGGCACAACCGUCCCCGUGAAGGCAGGCGGCUCGCGCACAACUCUUCAGAGUGUUCCUGUGGUCUUGGGUCUGGGAGCGUUGGUCGCUGCGCUGAUGUAA
This is a messenger RNA of Venustampulla echinocandica, 660 nucleotides long. RefSeq lists its product as uncharacterized. The transcript has 3 exons. The record is from RefSeq and is a predicted model, not a curated record. NCBI's taxonomy places the organism in Eukaryota, Fungi, Ascomycota, Leotiomycetes, Helotiales, Pleuroascaceae. Bases 1 to 660 code for a protein of 219 amino acids.